Perca fluviatilis (European perch) is the source of this 970-nucleotide messenger RNA. RefSeq names its product acylphosphatase 1, erythrocyte (common) type (gene acyp1). NCBI's taxonomy places the organism in Eukaryota, Metazoa, Chordata, Actinopteri, Perciformes, Percidae. The transcript has 3 exons. Bases 141 to 437 code for a protein of 98 amino acids. The record is from RefSeq and is a predicted model, not a curated record. Gene Ontology annotation, molecular function: acylphosphatase activity.
CUGAUUGGUCCACUGAACAUCACUUCCUGAAGCAGAGCCCCGUAUGUUUCAAAAUCGAGGUCCAUCGGAGCUGCUGGAUAGCAUAAUACAUUCAUGCUGGAUAGUCGUCCCACGGCUUCCUAACAAUAUUCAGGUCCACUAUGGCCAACGAAGAUCUAAUUUCAGUGGAUUAUGAAAUUUUUGGAAGAGUGCAAGGUGUAUUUUUUCGGAAAUACACUCAAGCAGAAGGGAAGAAGCUUGGUCUGGUGGGAUGGGUCCAAAACACAGGCGCAGGAACUGUUCAGGGGCAGCUACAAGGCCCACGCAGCAAGGUGAAAGAAAUGCAAGUAUGGCUGAAAUCCACCGGGAGCCCCAAGUCAAACAUAACCAAGGCAGAGUUCAAGAAUGAGAAAACGGUCAAUAGCCUAGAACACUCAACUUUUAACAUAGUAAAAUGAAAUAACUCAUAGAUUGUGCCUGUAAUGUUAACUUUAAAGCAUAUGUUUUAUUUAUUUAGUCUUUUCUUAUUGGUUGGAUUGCAAUUCAAGUCAUGAAUUAAAAAAGAUGUGUUAAGGUUAUGUCUCCCUAACAUCUACAAUAUGGAAUUACAUUCAAUAAAUGGAAAAUUCCUUUCAGCCUGCUUCACAUUGUAUGCAUUAUAUUGUAGGAACAGCAAUAAGGGAAUAUUUGAUGAGGUGACCACAUUAUUUAACAGACUGUAAAUCUGUUUGAAGGGGGUAUUUGCAAACAAAUCAGCAUCCAGCAGACAUGCUUCUGAGCAAACAGGCAAUGGUAUGCCCUUGAAAUCCGUCACAGCUGUCUUCAUUGGCCUGCCCAAAGACGUGACUGAAGGAGUCUGAGGGGAGCCUGAUGAAUGACUAAAUACUUAUCAGAAUGCUGCUGCCCUCCUUUGUAAAGGACUGAACUCUGCAGGUGGCUGUGCAGAAACACUGACAAAAUAGCCAAAGAUGUAGAAUAAAUGGGUCCUCAA